Musca vetustissima is the source of this 2022-nucleotide messenger RNA. Its product is annotated as neprilysin-4-like. Gene Ontology annotation, molecular function: metalloendopeptidase activity. The transcript has a single exon. The record is from RefSeq and is a predicted model, not a curated record. Gene Ontology annotation, biological process: protein processing. Bases 1 to 2022 code for a protein of 673 amino acids. Lineage: Eukaryota; Metazoa; Arthropoda; Insecta; Diptera; Muscidae. Gene Ontology annotation, cellular component: plasma membrane.
AUGAUUUAUCCCAUGGCAGUGCUACCGGCCAGUUUAUAUGUAAUUUCGGGUAUUGGCAGCCGUUUACAAAAGGGCGCCCAAAUGUUAAAAUAUAUGAAUAUGUCAGUGGAUCCAUGUGAGGAUUUCUACGAAUUUACCUGUGGCAAUUGGAAUCGUUAUCAUUCGGCAGCAAAGGGUGAUGCCACUUCGACGGGAUUACUGGAGAAUUUACAAAAAUCCUUAAGUGAAAAAUUAAUGGAGAUUUUGGUAACCCCAGAACAAGUAGAUACCAUGGUGGAUCGUAAGGUCAAAGAUUUCUAUAGAUCAUGUUUAAAUUUGGCGGCAUUGAAAAAUAAUUAUGCUUUGAAAUUACGGGAAUUAAUUGCGGAAUUUGGUGAAAUGCCAGCACUGGCGGGCCCAGCAUGGCAGGAACAGCAAUUUGAUUGGUUGGAAACGGUGGCUAAAAUUUCCUAUAAAUAUGGUAUCGGUAUUCUCACCCCAGCCGAGGUAAGCAUUGAUUUGGUGGAUACCCGGGUAAAUCGUUUAUAUAUGCGAACUGCAGAUUUAUCCCUGGGCAAUCAACAUGUCUAUUUGGAUAAGAGCAGUUCCCAGCUGCUGCAAGGUAUUACAAUUGUGGUCUAUUCCCGUCUCAUCGAUUUCCUCGGCAUGGAAGUGGAAUUGGCCAAGCGUACUGCAAAGGAAAUAAUUGAUUUUGAAAUAUCCUUGGCUCGGGGUAUUGAGGAUGUCAACACUGCCACGGAUUAUAGAGAUGUUAUUGCCUUGGAUACCAUCGAUUCCUUGCAGCAGAAAUAUGCAGGAUAUCUAGAUUUGAAGAAAUUGCUGUAUCUCUCCUUUGGCAGUCUACCCAAUCUGAAAGUGUAUUCCAAUCCGAAAUAUUUAAAACAUCUCAUUGAAUUAAUGCAUGUGACACCUCGACGUGUUGUGGCGAAUUAUAUUUUCUAUAAUCUCAUUAGGAAAUUCCUGGUAGAAGUACCCAAGACCCAGCAGAAAUUACAAGAAAAUUGUUUGAAAGGUAUGAAACCCCGAUUCUUUAAAAUAUUCGAUAAUAUGAUUUAUCGACGUUUUAUGUCCCGCGAAAUUGAGCAAGGUAUCCAUAGUAUGUGGGAGGAAAUAAAACACACCUUCAAACAAAAUUUGGCAUCGCAGAAAUAUCAUUGGAUCGAUGGCCAAAUACGCCGCUAUGCCAUUGAAAAAGUCAAUGCCAUGAAAAUGGAUAUUGUCUCUUACAAGGAUUAUGAUUUUCAAUCCUCCUUUGGUGCCCUAACUGUCAAUAAUCACGAUUAUAUUGAAAAUCUGAAAUCUCUUUAUGCAGUGGCAUCCAAAAAUCACCGAGAUUCUAUAACAAAGCCACCCAAACCCACCGAACUUGGAGAAGAGUUAUCCACCUCACCCGCAAAUAUUCUCAAUGAAAAUAUGGUCAAGGUUCCGGUAUCCAUGCUACAACCCUACCAAGUGUGGUCCACACAAUUCCCCAAUGCCUUCAAUUAUGCUGUCCUGGGUGCUUUACUCUCCCAUGAACUUAUCCAUGGCUUUGAUGAUGCCGGUCGGGGUUAUGAUUUACAUGGCAAACCUCUACAAUGGUGGGAUCUACUCUCUUCCAUUUAUUUCCAAGAACGUUCCGAGUGUUUCAAUGAACAAUAUCACGGUUAUGUUUUUCACAAUCGCCAUCUACCCUAUAUGUCUCAAGAUGAAAAUAUUGCCGAUAAUGGUGGAGUACGUCUUGCGUAUAAUGCCUAUUUGAAUUGGUAUCGUGAUGCGCUGCAAAAAUAUCCCCAUCAAAUAUCAGAAACAAUGCCUGGCCUUAAUUUUAGUGAUAAAAAGCUAUUUUUCAUUAGUUAUGGUCAGCUGUGGUGUGGGGAUAUCAAUCCUCUUAUUCGCCAAUAUCAAGAGUCGACAGAUGCCCAUGUACCGGAUAAAUUUCGAGUUAUUGGUCCUCUAUCAAAUUUUGAGGAAUUUUCGAAGGAAUUCCAAUGUCCACCCGGCAGUGGUAUGAACCCCAUUAAGAAGUGUGAAAUUUAUUAG